GCCACUGCUUCUUUCUCUCAGAACCCAGGAGCUGUCAGAGGGGGAGUACGCUGUGCCGCUGCAGCUCUCUGUGACCAACACCACUCACAACUAUGUGGUUUUACUGAACUAGCAAGACUGUUUUAAAGUUUCACCCCGCGCGGAAAGCACCGGGUCUCCAGCAGCCGGUGUUCAUGGUGAAAUGCUAUCUUAAGUUAUUGCUAAGCUAGCUGGCUUGUUAGCUUGAAGUUCGGGCCGUCUUGCUAACUAAUUGGCAUUUUUACGACACGAGAUUUGAACGAAACAAAGCAGAAAAAGAACCACAAAACAAUAGCGGACUGUGAAAUUCGUACAAACAAUGGAGUCGGCUAAUAUUUUUGAGAACACCAGCCCCGUUAGUAACGUUUUGAAAAGAAGGCCCGACGGGAUCCCCGGGCUUUCCUCGUUCUCUCUGCCCGAGCUGAGCUCGCACUGCAGGAAUCUGUUCUCCCCUGGACCCUCCACUGUGCUAUCUCCUGUCACCAACUUGGCUCUGGACAUGGACAAUUUAGCUGGACUCGGAAGUCAGUAUGAUACGCCGAAGAGGAGAAAGCAUGCGACCCUUGAAAAGGUUCCCUCCUUUGCCUCUGACGUCUCAUCUGAUGCUGGCCUUGGUAUGGAUCCCUCGAGUCCCAUGGAUGCUGUUGAAGUAGAUGACGCGUUUGAAAAAGCCAUUCAACAGUCGAGCCGUGUCAUCAGCGAGAGGGUACCAUUUAGAAGAAACAACUCAUUGCCACUCCAGCUCCUGGGUUUCAGUCCAUCUCUAAAGGGACAGGAACGGGACUCUCACCGCUAUGGGAUAUUCAGCCAGCAGCCCUGCACACAAAACACCGCCUCCUGUCAACAAGAGAACAAAGAGAACAUGCCAGAGGAGGGCUUUGAAUUCAAGAAACCAACCAAGCCCGUUUCGCGGUGUCGUGGGCGCUCCUUCAACGAAGGACAAUCAAAAGACGCGUUUGCCUGCCGCCCCAGCUCAGCGCCAGCCCUCAUGCUCUCCUCACCUCCCCUGAGCCAGCAGUUGGACUUUUUUGACUCCAGCCCCAUGUUCCUGAGACGCUUGUCCACAAACGACGAGGAUGACGACGACGGCUUUUUUGGAGUGCUGGAUGACGACAUGGAGAACGACUCUGGGAUGCCGAUGGGAAUGGCCAGCUUGCUCACUGCCCCGCUGGUGUCUGACAAUGCAGGAGAAGACUCUCCUGUGAUUCGCUGCCGGCCACGAAACCUGUUCCGCUCGCCCUCCCUGCCCAUGCCCAUGCCCAGCACCAGCCCCAGCCCGGUCUCCCGCCCCUCUGCGAAGCGCCCCGAUUGCCCCGGAGACGAGAACACACCGGCCAGAGUGAAGAGACGGCGCAGCGUGGCCGGAACGCACGUCACCACCCUGGAACAGAACCCUGAAUCGCCGCGAAUGAGCUGCUCGUUGCUCCAGAGGUCCAAGUCCUUCUGUCAGGUGGAGAUCGAGAAGGUGCUGGACGGUGAGGAAGGCUCUCAUGAGCUGAUCGGAGAUUUCACCAAGCCUUUUGUGUUAUCCACAGUGGACGGCAAACAUCAAGACCUCAAAUACAUUACCCCAGACGUUAUGGUGGCAGCUCUGAACGGACAGUUUAACCAUCUAGUCGAGCGAGUCAUCGUCAUCGACUGCCGCUAUCCCUACGAGUUUGAAGGGGGACACAUCAAGGAGGCGCUGAACCUGCACCAGGAGGAGCAGGUGGAGGAUUUCCUCCUCAAGACGCCCGUCAUCCCGUCCUGUCCGGAGAAGCGCGUCGUCAUCGUCUUCCACUGCGAGUUCUCGUCGGAGCGGGGCCCUCGGAUGUGCCGCUUCGUCCGCGAGCGAGACCGCGCCUUGAACGACUACCCCAAACUCCACUACCCCGAGCUCUACAUCCUCAAGGGCGGCUACAAAGACUUCUUCCCUCAUUUCCAGUCACAAUGUGAACCUCGGUCGUACCGGCCCAUGCACCACGAGGACUACAAAGAGGACCUCAGGAAGUUUCGCUUCAAGAGCCGCACCUGGGCCGGGGAGCGCAGCAAGAGAGAGAUGUACAGCCGACUGAAGAAGCUGUGAGCGCCUCCUUUUCUUCUUCUUCCUCCUCCUCUGUGAACGGACUGAGUAUGAAUUUCCUUCUGAGCCCGAGGCUUUUCCCGCCACCAGCAAGGAAACGAGUUUUUUUUGGUUUUUCAAGGAGUUUAUGAGCACCAAGUCGAGAGGGAUUUUAAGUUUCAUUUAACUAUUAUUUAUGCAAAUUCAGAGAGGUAAAGACAUGAAAUGAUGAACCCUGAAGACGUAGAAGAUGCUCUAAAGCGUUGUGAUCAUUUUUAAAGGCUUUUCCCUUUCACUGCCCGUUUGACCUUUUUGUCAUUUCGCUGCCAGAUUCCUAUACAACGACUAAACCACACUGCCUCGUCUGAAGUUUAUCUUUCAGUCUCCUCACUGAAUGCUUUCAUUUUAUUUGAUUUUUUCUGCAUUGGUCGUGUUCCACCUUAUUUUAGCACUUAAUUCAAAAACCUGAAAUGGUAAGGUGCUUCCCCCCCCCGUUUUGUUGAUGCUGCCUCUCCAGAAAGGUUUUAAUGUUCCCCAUUCAAGCUCACAUUUUACCAGACGACCCACAAAGCAAAUUUUAAUGUGAACUUAUUAAUGUAUGCAAUUGAAAACAAAGCUGUUUUCUUUCUCUCUGAUUGGUUCUAGUAUGUAAUGGUGUUUCUUUUUUGUUUACAUUUUAUCUGGGUCAGAAGAAACCAAAGCAAACAAAAACUACCUGUGAACUUUGCAGUGAGAUUUUUUUCCAGUGCUGCAGGUCGGCAAGUAUAAAAGGAUUUUUUAAUCUUUCCCAAAAAAAAAGUCUUUGUUUUGCUUUCGAUACCCUUUUUAAUGUUCAGAGAUGAAAAUGUCUUCACCUCUGUUCAGGCAAUAAUGUCCGUGUUGAAUACUUUGGUGCAGGCUCGUGGGGGGAGCUGUUGAAAUAAAGAUCCAAUGUGCAUUCAAA
Messenger RNA from Solea senegalensis (Senegalese sole), 3002 nucleotides. It is a transcript of the gene cdc25b, whose product is annotated as cell division cycle 25B. Gene Ontology annotation, molecular function: protein tyrosine phosphatase activity. The transcript is spliced from 15 exons. The coding region runs from base 338 to 2083 and encodes 581 amino acids. Gene Ontology annotation, biological process: positive regulation of G2/MI transition of meiotic cell cycle; positive regulation of G2/M transition of mitotic cell cycle; protein dephosphorylation. The record is from RefSeq and is a predicted model, not a curated record. Gene Ontology annotation, cellular component: cytoplasm; nucleus. Lineage: Eukaryota; Metazoa; Chordata; Actinopteri; Pleuronectiformes; Soleidae.